Prorocentrum cordatum is the source of this 1290-nucleotide messenger RNA. The record is from the annotation of a GenBank genome assembly. NCBI's taxonomy places the organism in Eukaryota, Dinophyceae, Prorocentrales, Prorocentraceae.
AUGAAGGCCCUGGAAGACAGCCAGGCCCUCCUGAAGGAGCUGGCGUACCCCAUCGACGUGAACAAUCCUGAAGAGAUGCGCGGCAUAGUGAAGGGGGCGAUUGACACCAAGUUCUCCAGCAGGUGGGGCAGCCUCAUCUCCGACUUGGCUCUGAAGGCCGUGCAGACCGUCUGCAUCACGAAGGCGGACGGGACGAAGGACAUCGACGUCAAGCGGUAUGCCAAGGUGGAGAAACUCUCCGGGGGCGAACUCACCGACUGCGAGGUGCUCGAUGGCGUGAUGGUCAACAAGGACAUAACCCACCCCCGGAUGCGCCGCGAGAUCAAGAAUCCGCGCGUCUGCCUGCUCGACUGCCCCCUGGAAUACAAGAAGGGCGAGAGCCAGACCAACGUGGAGAUCACCAAGGAGGCCGACUGGGAGAAACUGCUGAUGCAGGAGGAAGAGGAGAUCCGGAAGAUGUGCGAGGACGUUGUCAAGAUCAAGCCUGACGUCGUCAUUACCGAAAAGGGGGUUUCCGAUCUGGCGCAGCAUUUCUUGCUGAAGGCAAACAUUUCGGUCAUCAGGCGUGUUCGCAAGACCGACAACAACCGCAUCGCCCGCGUCACGGGCGCUUCCAUCUGCAAUCGGACCGAGGAGUUGACAGAACAUUCCAUUGGCACGGGAGCUGGCCUCUUCAAGAUCAAGCAGAUUGGAGACGAGUACUUCACCUUCAUUACUGAGUGUAAGGAGCCCAAGGCCUGCUCGGUGAUCUUGCGGGGCGCCUCGCGUGACGUGCUGAACGAGAUGGAGCGGAACCUGCACGACGCCUUCAACGUCGCCAGGAACAUCAUCCUGGAGCCCAGGCUACUGCCUGGGGGCGGCGCCGUGGAGAUGGAGCUCGCCGCCCGCAUGAAGGAGAAGGCCAAACUGAUCGAGGGCACGCGCCAGUACGCAUACCGCGCUGUGGCGGACGCACUGGAGGUGAUACCUCGGAGCCUCGCCCACAACUGCGGCGCUGACGUGGUGCGCGUGAUGACGGACCUGCGCGCGCGCCACGCCGUCGCUGGUGGCGCGCACUGGGGCAUCGACGGCCAGAAGGGCGUCGUGACCGACGUAAAGGCGCUGGGCGUCAUGGACACUUUCGCAGUGAAGCAGCAGACUCUGAGGACCGCCAUCGAGGCCGCGGCGAUGCUCCUGCGCAUCGACGACAUCAUCUCGGGCAUCAGCAAGAAGAAGGGUGGCGGCGGCGGCGGCGGCGGCAUGCCUGGCAUGGACGACGGUGAGACAUUCGGUGAUGCCCGCGACGGCUAA